Molecule: messenger RNA, 1239 nt
Organism: Carlito syrichta (Philippine tarsier)
Lineage: Eukaryota; Metazoa; Chordata; Mammalia; Primates; Tarsiidae
Gene: PTPN6
Product: protein tyrosine phosphatase, non-receptor type 6
Exons: 9
Biological process (GO): protein dephosphorylation
Molecular function (GO): protein tyrosine phosphatase activity
Source: RefSeq, a predicted model, not a curated record
CACAUUCGGAUCCAGAACUCGGGGGACUUCUACGACCUGUACGGCGGGGAGAAGUUCGCCACGCUCGCCGAGCUGGUGGAGUACUACACGCAGCAGCAGGGCGUCCUGCAGGACCGCGACGGCACCGUCAUCCACCUCAAGUACCCGCUCAACUGCUCCGACCCCACCAGCGAGAGGUGGUACCAUGGCCACAUGUCUGGAGGGCAGGCGGAGACGCUGCUGCAGGCCAAGGGCGAGCCCUGGACGUUCCUGGUGCGUGAGAGUCUCAGCCAGCCCGGAGACUUCGUGCUGUCCGUGCUCAGCGACCAGCCCAAGGCCGGCCCUGGCUCCCCACUCAGGGUCACCCACAUCAAGAUCAUGUGUGAGGGAGGACGCUACACGGUGGGCGGCUCGGAGACCUUCGACAGCCUCGCGGACCUGGUGGAGCACUUCAAGAAGACGGCCAUCGAGGAGGCCUCGGGCGCCUUUGUCUACCUGCGGCAGCCGUACUACGCCACCCGGGUGAACGCGGCCGACAUCGAGAACCGGGUCUUGGAGCUGAACAAGACGCAGGAGUCCGAGGACAAGGCCAAGGCCGGCUUCUGGGAGGAGUUUGAGAGUCUGCAGAAGCAGGAGGUGAAGAACUUGCACCAGCGGCUGGAAGGGCAGCGGCCCGAGAACAAGGGCAAGAACCGCUACAAGAACAUCCUCCCUUUUGACCACAGCCGCGUGAUCCUGCAGGGACGGGACAGCAACGUCCCCGGGUCCGACUACAUCAAUGCCAACUACGUCAAGAACCUGUUGCUCGGCCCCGACGAGAACACUAAGACCUACAUUGCCAGCCAGGGCUGCCUGGAGGCCACCGUCGGCGACUUCUGGCAGAUGGUGUGGCAGGAGAACACGCGGGUCAUCGUCAUGACCACGCGGGAAGUGGAGAAAGGUCGGAACAAAUGUGUGCCGUACUGGCCGGAGGUGGGCAUGCAGCGGGCUUACGGGCUCUACUCGGUGGCCAACUGCGAGGAGCACGACACGGCUGAGUACAAGCUGCGCACGCUCCAGGUCUCCCCGCUGGACAACGGGGACCUGGUCCGCGAGAUCUGGCAUUAUCAGUACCUGAGCUGGCCUGACCACGGGGUCCCCAGUGAGCCGGGGGGUGUCCUCAGCUUUCUCGACCAGAUCAACCAGCGGCAGGAAUGUCUGCCCCACGCGGGGCCCGUCAUUCGUGCACUGCAGGUGAGGACAGUCGCGGCCUUCCUCGCA